AUGGAUGAAGAGGUCGUGAAGUAUUUACCUGAAGCUUUCGCAUUUGUUUAUGUCAUCAAAACUGACAACGCCGGAGGAGUCCAGAAAGACAGGGUCAGUGUUAAGAAUAACCACCAUUCCCAAAUGGCAACAGUUUAGUAAACCGUGAGGAGCCCCGUUGAAAGGGUUUUGAUAAGUCAGAGUUUGACCCAAUGUCCUUUAGAAGCUUUCAAACCAUUACAUUGAUACUGAAUAAGAUUAAACUCUUAUUUAUUUUACAGCUCGAAAAGUUGCUUAAAGAAGUGAGAAAAGUGACACUUAAUGAAAAGGGAGAAUUUUCAUCGAAGAGCGCACUGUUCGUGUGUAACAAGUGGGACCAACUACCACAGAAAGAGAUCGAAGAAGUAAAGAAAUACGUAAUCAGGAAAUUGGAAAAGUGUUGGCCCGGUCUUGUUCCAGAGUCACAGAUCAUCUACAUGUCAGCAAAAAAGGCGAUUGACGCACAGAAAUUGGGAAUCAUCACAAAUGACUUCCUCUCCUUGAUGAAUGGUAUAAGAUCCACGGUCAUGAAGAGCAUAGAGGCCAGACUGGAAAGUUAUUGGAGGUAAGAAUUGACUGAAAACUUUAUCAUUGGGCGAAAUGAUUGUGAUAAAUGCCCCAACUCAUUCCCUAAGACACUUCAGAAAUCAGCAUCACCAUAAAUUUACCUAUCGACUAAACCUUUCCCAACUUUUGAUAGGCCUGUGUCCUUCAUACUAGGGUUUUGUACCGCGUUGAAGGAGAGGCGUUUUGAAAUCUGGUCUUGGUAUGGGAUGCACGGGUCAUCAGAUAUAAACAAUUUUUUAUGCAUUUUCCCACUGAGCUUUUCUCUUGGCUUACUUCUAAAUAAAUUGUGGUUAGAACAACAAAACAUCUGCAAUGGUUGCUAAUAAGAUGUAAAGUAAAAAUGAGGACAAAAAAGCCUAUCUAAAUUUGGAGCGAGACUUGUCUAAUAGAUAAUUCAUCGAGUGCCUUUCUGGCUUUUACAGUUAAAUGAUUAAAAGUAGUUUAAAUUCUAUACCAGUCAACAGGUUGAACAAUUUGUAUAUGGGGGUUUUUUAACCUUAAUUUAAAACAUGAGACACUUUCAUAAAUUCUGCAGAAUAGACAUGACCGAAAAAUUCAAGAAACUGAGUGCUAAAUUAAAUUAACAAGAAAUUAUAAGCUACGCCCAAAUUUAUUGCAGGAGCUCCCAUCAAAUUCUACAGCGCAAAUUAACCACUUUCUUGUCCUCUGAAUCUUAGAGCGCUCCGUUGUUUUGGUUCAUUUGUUUGCUAGAUCUUUCCCCCUCUCUCUUUCUCUCUCUCUCCCUUUACUGUUAUCUUUUUAGAAACGAUUUUCGGAGAUAACAUUAGAGACUCAAUAAUAGGAAAUGCAUUUAGCAUACUUUAAAGCUUGGAUGCUUUGAUACUUCAUUCUACGGAAGAAGGAUCCCCUUUGUCCUUGUCCGUUCUGAAGAAAGCAAGCAAACGUCCAAUCUUUAUCCCUAGUUCCGUGCCAUAAGAGUGAGUGGUAAGAGUGAGCCAAGAAUCGUGAAACGGUAAUGAUUUUUGAGGUAACAACCAUGUCAGUUAUUGAAUAUAUCUAUUCAUAUUUUAGAUGGCUUGAUUACCUCCUUUCACGGAUAGUUUAUCAAGCAAAGGCCUUUGUUAUGAAUGCCGAAAUAGAUCGUGACAAGGUCGCUAAGAAAAUGGAGAGAAUCAAUAACCGUCUGUCAGCCAUUGAAAGCGGACAAAGUUAA
Molecule: messenger RNA, 1759 nt
Organism: Pocillopora meandrina
Lineage: Eukaryota; Metazoa; Cnidaria; Anthozoa; Scleractinia; Pocilloporidae
Source: the annotation of a GenBank genome assembly